UCCAAAUCCGAGAAAUCGUAUCACGAUGAGCGUAGUAGUGACCAAGUCCUCGCCGGUGGUAGUCGUCGGUGCAUCUAAGCCGGUGACGGCGACGGGCGACAUCAUCGAUCUCACCUCCUUCGAUAAGUGUUUCGCUCCUUCUCCAACCACGCUUAUCUUUUUCUUUGAGAAGCCAAUCGACGACCCUGUCGAGACAAUCAAGAAGGCCUUGUCGCAGGCACUCGUGCACUACCCCGCUAUGGCCGGCCGCCUCGCCGGAGCUGACGAGAAGGAGCCGACCCACAUCGUGUGCACCGGGGAGGGCGUGCCGUUUGUGGCUGCGGCGGCUAGCUGUGCCUUGGACGACGCGGGGCCGCUCCACCUCCUGGACCUCGCCAUUCGCUACCCCGCCGAGUACUGCCGCCUCAGCGACCCAUUGCUGCUGAUGCAGGUGACCAGGUUCACCUGCGGCGGGUUCGUCGUAGGCCUGACAAAUAACCACGCCAUGGCGGACGCCGCAGGGUUGGCGCAGUUCAUGCAGGCCGUUGGCGAGCUCGCCCGGGGAAUGCCAAGGCCGUCCAUCGUUCCUGUCAGGUCCGAAGCCGACAGCUCGCUCCCGCGCCUUCCACAGGCGUUGGUCGCCGAGGUAAGGUCGCAUCUGCGCGUGGAGAAGGAGGAAAUUCUACCGCUCCUCGACGUGGCCAUCCCCAUGAGCCUAGCUAGCCGCAUCAAGGCAAAGUGCGGCGCCGGAAAGUGCACGGUGUAUGACGCCGUCGCCGCGGUGCUCUGGCGGUGCCGCACCCGAGCGGUCAUCUCUGACGAGGAUAACGACCCUAACGCUCCCAUGCUCCUCGUCAUGCCGAUGAACGCGCGCAAGCUCGUCGGUGCCAAGGAGGGCUACUACGGCAACUGCAUAAUCUUCCAGCUGGCCCUGGCAACCAGAGACACGGUGGCGACGGGCGACAUCGAGGAUCUUGUGAAGAUCAUCAGGCUUGCCAAGGAGAAGAUGCCCGACAUGGUCGGCGAUGGUAGAGAUGAGCAGCAGCAGGCGCAACGGGCGCCGGAGAGGUACAACACGCUCUCUAUAUCGAGCGUGAGGAACCUCGGGUACGAAGUGAUGGAUUUCGGAGGCGGGGUGCCGUCGCGGAUGAUGUGGAAGACUGCGGAGAAGCCGGUGGGGUUGGUUUGCGUCGUGUGCUCGCCAUGCAAGCCCAAGGACAUGAUCAACGUCAUGUCUCUCUGUGUCAAGCCGGAGCACACAGAAGCCUUUCUACGUGAGUUGGCCGCCCUCAAUGUAGAGGUGACCCAUGAUUUGCGACCGUCGUACAAGGCGCGACUUUAAACAUGUUGCAUUGUUGCUCCUAUCCUUUUCUAUACAUCACUUGUCUA
Molecule: messenger RNA, 1368 nt
Organism: Lolium rigidum
Lineage: Eukaryota; Viridiplantae; Streptophyta; Magnoliopsida; Poales; Poaceae
Product: acyl transferase 15-like
Exons: 1
Coding region: 26-1321 (431 amino acids)
Source: RefSeq, a predicted model, not a curated record